ACCUGGCCAGUAGCACACAGGCAGCCACUCAGGUGACAGAAAAGAAAGAGCGCUCUCAGGUAGAUUGAUAAAGAGAGAGCGAGGGGGAAGGAAAGGACAGCAGUUCGGUACAUGAAGGCAGAGGGAGGGUAAGAAGGAACGAAGGCUGUAAACAAAUGAACUGCGGCUGAAGUGAGGCGCACCUGGAGGCUGGACUGACAACUGUAAUCGUCAGACAGGACUCUGUGUUCCUGGGAUGGCUGCUUCACUGCGCUGCAACAAUGGCAAGAAAAAAAUAACUGGAGAAAUGCACAGAAAGGGAGGCGUAUGAAAACUGCAACUGGGAGAGAAAAGCCCACUGAAAAUACAAGAGAAGAGAAGACUGACCAGAGAGUCCAGGAGUGAAAGCAAAGGAAGAUUAAAAACAUCCGUGCACUUUGCUCACUUUACUGUGAGGAUAUCUCCAGCAGCUUCUUCCCUCCACCUCCCCCAUCAUGGCGUCUCUGGGGAUGCAGAUGCUGGCGAGCGCCUUGUGCCUCCUGGGUUGGGCAGGGAUCAUCAUCAGCUGCAUAAUGCCCAUGUGGCGGGUUACAGCCUUCGUGGGGAGCACCAUCGUCACCUCCCAGACCAUCUGGGAGGGCAUCUGGAUGACCUGCGUGGUCCAGAGCACAGGACAAAUCCAGUGUAAACCUUACGAGUCUCUCCUUGCUCUCAGUGCAGACCUGCAGGCCGCCAGAGCUCUCACCGUCCUCGCCAUCGCCACAGGCAGCAUGGGCCUCAUUCUGGCCUUCGUCGGAGGGAAGUGCACUCGCUUUUUGGAUGAAGAGGGAGAAAGAGUUAAGGGAAAGGUGGCUUUAGCUGCAGGGGCAGUGUUGAUUGCCACAGGUCUGCUGUGUUUGAUUCCCACAUCAUGGGCGGCCGGCGCCGUCGUGAGGAAGUUCUACAGCGCCUCCAUCGAUGCUCAGCGGAGGGAGAUUGGAGCCUGUCUCUACAUCGGCUGGGGAGCGUCCAUCCUACUUAUUCUGGGAGGGGGUUUGUUCAUCAGUUCCUCAUGUCCACUCAAAGCCCACAACACAGACAAGAGCCCCUCGGUCCGCUACCUGGUGGUCCGCUCUUCCAACGGGUCCACCCAGGUGGGUCCUUACCGAAGCAGAGUACCAACAGAAAAGUCUCAGCCUGUUGGAGCUGUGUUGCCCAGGUCUCAAAGCUACGAGGGGGCUUCAACAAAGUCUCAGCCGUACACAAGGCCUCCCUGGGAGGACAAGCCGGGGCAGGGCUCGAUGCAGGAGUCUGAGAGAUCGUGGGCACCGUCAACAAAGUCUCAGAUGAAAAGACUGGAGUCAACAAGAUCUGAGGACAGUGACGCGCCAUCUACCAAGUCUCAGCUGAAACGAGCAGAAAUGGAAGACGAUUUAUCAGUUGAGGGUGAAAAUGAAGACGCGUCUGCAAAUCCAGCAAGAACGUACCUGUAAUGUGGGCACACACAGAUACACACAAAUGCAAGUCUAUUAGAAGUAGUUUACUCACUUGUUAUUUUUUCUUAUUGUAGUUGAUAAGUGUGGCAUUGUAGUUAAGCAGUGGCCUUUACUCCACCAAGAGUUUUUGGUUUUAGAUUGGAUAGAACAGCUUGAGAAGGGAAGACUCAGGCUGGAACUGAAGCCCCGGCUGAGGACUCACAAGCAUUAGCAGGACGCCCCUCCUCCAUGUUGUUUUCAUCGAAGGACAGAUGACAGAAGGUCUGGACUGUGUUCACCAAUGUCCAGGAGAAUAGCAGCGAUACCAUUUUGCACUAAAACUGAAUAUAAACCAAAUACAAAAACAAACUAAAUCCAGGUGCAAGUGAAGUAUGCCAUCGUUUUCUUAUUUUUCAGACAUGACAAAUAAUGGUUUGUGUUGACUAAUAUCCUUUUUUACUCACAGGUUAAAUGCACUAUAUAUAUAUAUAUAUGUAAGGAUGGAUCCGAAUUUUACCUCAGACCUUAUUUUCUUCUUUCUUAUUUACACUUACAUUUUAAAAGUUACACUUACUGUAUGACAAAAGCUGCAAACAGGAGCGUUUGUGAAGACAUUGCUUUUCGCCAAAACUGUGAAAUGUGUUUUCAUGUAUGUUAUUUGGUCAAGAAAUACUGAUAGACAUUCAUAUGUUUAUGUUUCAAUAAAUGACUGUAAUUUAAUCAUGGAGGUCAUAUCCCUUUUUCUUGUAUCUAGGUGUAUUGCAAAAAUCUCAUACAUGAGCUGAAAAGAGCUUUUUUCUUUGAGGUUGACAGCGUCCCCCCUGGACUUUCAGUCCUCUCCAUGGCUAUUAAAAUCUACAGGACAAACU
Molecule: messenger RNA, 2302 nt
Organism: Acanthopagrus latus (yellowfin seabream)
Lineage: Eukaryota; Metazoa; Chordata; Actinopteri; Spariformes; Sparidae
Product: claudin-4-like
Exons: 1
Coding region: 474-1451 (325 amino acids)
Biological process (GO): cell adhesion; bicellular tight junction assembly
Cellular component (GO): bicellular tight junction; plasma membrane
Molecular function (GO): structural molecule activity
Source: RefSeq, a predicted model, not a curated record